GUCCUAUCCCUAUAAAUUCAAACUUCAACCAUAAAACAUAAAUGCGCACACUACUUUCUUUUUUGAAAACUUGCCGUUAGCUUGAUUUACCGUUGCAUUUUUCAUUGUUUUUUUAUAUAUGUGUUGAACACCAAAGGCUAAAAACCAUCCCUCCCAUCAAUGGAUCCCACUCACCUGAAUAAUUUCGAUCACUUUGAGUCCCAACCAUAUGAACUAAACUCAUCUUUUAUCUUUGUUCCAUACCACCAGUUUCUUUCUGAAUCAUCUCAAAUCCCUCCUCAUCAAUCCUCCAGUAGUGAUUUACAAUCUCCAACAUCACAAAAGAAGAACAAGGCUCAAGUCCAAACCGCAAGGAAACAAAAUUGGAGCAAGGAGGAAGAUGAAGCUCUUUGUAAGGCAUGGUUGCACGUCUCCGAAAAUGCGGCUAUUGGUACAGACCAAGCAAGAGCAAAGUUAUGGGACGGUGUCUGCGCCAAGUUUAAUAACAUAUUGGGUUAUGAGAAGGGAAGAAUUAGCAAGGGAUUGAUGCACCGUUGGGCGAUCAUUCAGCAACACGUUAACAAAUAUUCUAGUUGCGAACGAUCAAUCGAGAGGAAUCCAACUAGCGGCUGUAAUGCUGAACAAUCUAUUGAGGCUGCAAAAGAUUUGUAUUAUAGAACAAAUGGUCAUCAGUUUAAGUGGUAUGGGUGUUGGCUAAUUCUUAAAGAUACCUCAAAAUGGUUUCAUCACAUGCAAGAACAAGAACGCAGAAAGGAAAAAAUUGCACAGCGGAAGAAACGUGAAGGUACUCUUGAUGUUGAUGAAAUUGUAUGUCCCUCUAAUCCUUCUACUCUGGUAACACCAUCUUCGGUUGGUGCACCAAUUAGCCUUGAUGAUAACAUAUCACCACUCAAUGAUGGACCAAAUAAUUUACUAAGACCCACUGGUCGUAAAGAAGCAAAGAAUCCACGCCGAAUGAAGAAGGGCGAUCAGUCGGAAGGUUUUUAUCUUCUCAGAAUUCAGCAACAUGAGGAAGGAGCAGAAAGAACUUGUUCAACAAAAGAUUUUUAUGGCGGCUGAACGAGAACGAAUGAAAAUUCAAGCUAAAUUAGAGCAAGAGCGCAUGAAGACUGCAGCAAAACGUGAACAAGAUCAAAUUAAUUUUGAGAGAGAGAUCAUGUUGAAAGAUCCAAGCAUGGUCACCACAGAAGAGGGGAGAGCUUGGGUAAUUGCACAACAAAAGGCUAUUUGGGCUCGUGUGAAUCGAGGAGGCGGCAUUGGAGAUGGCUCAAGUGGCAAUGUUUAAUCUACACUACCUUUUGUUUAGGAAGAGGCUUUAAUCUGCACUAUCAAAACUUAGAUUUCAUGGGUCAUUAUAUUUUGUUGAGGUCAAACGUUGAAAAA
Rhododendron vialii is the source of this 1383-nucleotide messenger RNA. Its product is annotated as glutathione S-transferase T2-like. The record is from RefSeq and is a predicted model, not a curated record. NCBI's taxonomy places the organism in Eukaryota, Viridiplantae, Streptophyta, Magnoliopsida, Ericales, Ericaceae. The coding region runs from base 160 to 1059 and encodes 299 amino acids. The transcript is spliced from 2 exons.